Serpula lacrymans var. lacrymans S7.9 is the source of this 610-nucleotide messenger RNA. RefSeq lists its product as uncharacterized. Gene Ontology annotation, molecular function: zinc ion binding; diaminohydroxyphosphoribosylaminopyrimidine deaminase activity. The transcript is spliced from 4 exons. Lineage: Eukaryota; Fungi; Basidiomycota; Agaricomycetes; Boletales; Serpulaceae. The coding region runs from base 13 to 486 and encodes 157 amino acids. Gene Ontology annotation, cellular component: nucleus; cytoplasm. The record is from RefSeq and is a predicted model, not a curated record.
AUCUUUGAACCAAUGAAUCCUGUCGACAAACUUGGAUUGAACACAGCGCUAUCCAAAGCUCGCAAAAGCUAUCUGGAGGGAGGCAUCCCCAUAGGUUCUGCACUUGUCUGUCACGGGUCAUUAGACGACGCUGGGGAAGCUAUUGUGCUAGGGACCGGGCACAACGAGAGAAUACAGAAGUCGUCUGCAAUACUUCAUGGCGAGAUAUCAGCUUUACAGGACGCCGGUAGGUUGAAAGCAGGAGUAUAUUCCAAAUGUACCAUGUACACCACCUUGAGCCCUUGCAACAUGUGUACGGGUGCUAUCUUGUUGUAUAAGAUUCCCCGGGUUGUAAUCGGUGACAACACAAACUGGGUCGGGGGAGAAGACCUCUUGAAAAGUCGCGGGGUAGAAGUAAUUGUCGUUGGCGAUGAUGAAUGCAGAGACUUGAUGUCGAGAUUCAUUCAGGAGAAACCAGAGGAAUGGAACGAGGAUAUCGGCGUAUAAUACCGAAUAUAAUGAUAUCAUAAUCUCAGUCUGCUCAAGUGCUCACCGAGAGACACUACUGCCGACGAAAAGAGGUGUGCAUUAUGAUACUUCAGGCGCCUUUGUCCCCAGGUGGUUAGGUAGG